CCUCCGCCUCCACCUCCGCCCCUGCCGACGGCGCCUUCCCAGACUCCUCUCCGGGUAAACAGCGAUGGCCGCAGAUGAAGGAGGCGGAGACCAGGAUAACAACAUGGGAAACCACUUGCAGAUCCUCCCGGCCGAGAGUGAGGAAGAGGAUGACGUUGAAAUGGAAGUUGAAGAUCCCGACGGCAUGGAUGCUGAAAAGCCAAACAUCAUUAAUUUUGACACUAGCCUGCCAACCUCUCAUGUGUAUUUAGGAUCAGAUAUGGAGGAAUUUCAUGGAAGGACUGUCCAUGAUGAUGAUAGCUGUCAAACAAUUCCAGUUUUACCCCAUGUUAUGGUAAUGCUGAUUCCUGGGCAAACAUUACCUCUUCAGCUUUUUCGUCCCCAAGAGGUCAGCAUGGUUCGGAACUUAAUACAAAGAGACAGAACCUUUGCUGUUCUUGCAUACAGCAACAUACUUGAAAGAGAAGCACAUUUUGGAACAACAGCUGAAAUUUAUGCCUAUCGGGAAGAACAGAAAUAUGGAAUUGAAACCGUCAAAGUAAAAGCUGUGGGAAGGCAGCGGUUUAAAGUACUUGAACUGAGAACUCAAGCUGAUGGCCUACAACAGGCCAAAGUGCAAAUCCUUCCUGAGCGUGUGCUUCCUUCAACUAUGUCUGCAGUGCAGCUGGAAUCCCGCAGCAGAUGUCACAUUUUUCCUUGUCCUAAGCCUGCAACAUGGCAGGAUCAACAGAUACAUCAAUGGCGACAGAAAUACCAAAAGCGCAAGUUUAACUGUGCUAGUCUGACUUCCUGGCCAUCGUGGUUGUAUUCUUUAUACGAUGCUGAAACCUUGAUGGAACGAGUCAAGCAACAGCUUCAUGAGUGGGAUGAAAAUCUUAAAGAUGAAUCCCUUCCAGAAAACCCAAUAGAUUUUUCAUAUAGAGUUGCAGCAUGCCUACCAAUUGAUGAUGUUUUGCGAAUUCAGCUGCUUAAAAUUGGUAGUGCUGUUCAGCGACUGCGCUGUGAACUAGACAUUAUGAACAAAUGUACCUCUCUUUGCUGUAAGCAUUGCCAAGAUACAGAAAUAACUACUAAAAAUGAAAUAUUCAGUUUAUCCCUAUGUGGACCUAUGGCAGCCUAUGUGAAUCCUCAUGGCUAUGUGCAUGAGACCCUUACUGUCUACAAGGCCAGCAAUUUGAAUCUGAAUGGCGGAUCUUCCACAGACCACAGCUGGUUUCCUGGAUACGCAUGGACUAUAGCUCAGUGUAAGAUCUGUGGAAGCCAUAUGGGUUGGAAGUUUACUGCCACCAAGACGGAGUUGUCGCCUCAAAAAUUCUGGGGAUUGACCCGUUCUGCUUUGCUGCCAAGAAUUCCAGAAAAAGAGAACGAAUCUGGGCAAGAAAGAUCUCUACUGCUUUGCCUUUGAUCUGGGCAUCUUUACACAGAACAAACUAAAAGCAGUUUGUGUCUUGAAGAGAAAAGUAUUAAAAUCCGCCUCUGGGAUCUAUCUGUUCAUAUAUUUGAACUUCACAAAAAAGGCACUGUUGUUUCCGAAGGCCCUGAAAAAUUUAAUAUUUUGAAGAUGUACAGAAUGCAAAACGGAACAUGAGAAAACGCAGGCAGUUUCAUGUUUUCUGGCAUGUGCCGAAUUGAACAGUUCAGAUUUACAGGUGCUCUUUAAUAAUGUAAGAAGACAUCUAGCGUUGUUGAGGAGCUAAAAGCUGAGUAGAAGUGACAUGAAGACUAUAUAACUUAAAAGUGUGCGUAAUGAUAGCUAUAACCUAUUGCCCGCUGUUUUAAGGUAUUUUCCUGUAGAUUGUGGUGAAUUUACUAGAAUACCUGUUUGCUACCUGUAUGAAAUAGUUUACAGGUACUAGCAUUUGCUUCAAUAAGCCUUAAAAAGACAAAGAGACCCAGUCUUCUCAAAGGAGUGUUCAGCUGCCUAAGAUCAGACUCUAGCUACUGUAGAAGCACGCAUUGAAGCCUGCUGCUCAGAGAAUCUAUGGAAUGCAGCUCUUUGGUUAAAAUGAAAUCCAGCCAGGCUGUUUGUGUUUGCUUUAUCUCCUUUACAGGAUUUUCACUCAUUUGGCAUUUUCAGACUUCCUUUUUUUAAAAAAGUAGAAAUAUAGGAUAGUUGUUUAUGCCUCUAGCAGCAUAAUAAAGGAUAUGAUUCUUUCGAGAUUGAAUCUCUCCAGUACAUUUCAGUUAAUCAUAUCACAAAAGUUUGUAAUUUAAACGUUUUGAAGCAUUAUGUAUCUUUUUACAUGUCUUAGGGACUUGGCAUCGCAGCUGUUCAUAAGCUAUAUAUUUGGUAUUGGAGAGCAGCAGACAGCUUACUACUCUUUGUAAUUUCUUAUCUGAACCUGAGGGAUUGUGGAGUAAUAAUGCUUCCGAUAGAAACUUUGUUUUCAGGAGAUAUUAUAGAAAUAGGUGCCAAAAAAGAAGGAAUAAAGAUUUAAUGUUUUUUUUUUUCAGAAUGCACUUCAGUAAAUCCACAGGUAUCAGAUUUGUUUCAUAGGAAUAUGUAGUGAGCUUGUUAAUAAUAUGUGUUGAGUUACCUCGCUGAAAUAAAAACUUUGCUGAAACAUUUUGGUAAUUUCAUACAUACCCAUCACAUUUCCUUGUAAGUUGUUAUUUUGAAGCAAACAUCUAACUUUAAAGAUGGCAUUUAUUGUAUAAGUUGAAAAGAUAUGCCCUCAAUGAAAUUGAGUUUGACACCCCUGGGUUGGGCCUUUAUAUCAAAAUGGCAACAAAUAAAGGCCAGAGAUUGAAGUUAUACUUAAAUUUUAUGCGAUUUAAGUUUAAUAUGAGUUUAAGCAAGGCUUUCUAAAAAAAAAAUACUUGGACCCUCAUAUAAUUUAUUGAGAUCAUGAAUAAGUAAUUUUUCAAUUUUUAGUUAAUGUUGACUAUUAUGUGUCUUACCUCAGUUUGUGAUAGAUUUAAGAUUAAUAAACUAAUAGCAUAUUCUAAUUAUUAAGCAAGCAUGAGUUCAAGUUAUUGCAAAGUAACUGCAUCUUGCUAUUGUGAAAUUGGCUGUUGUCUUCCCAAUUAAUUCUGCAGGGCAUAUGCUUUACAGUUUCAAUAUAGAGCCAUUAAAUGGGUCUCUCUUAUCAACUCAGUUUCUCUGUUUUAUAUGUAUUGUGGGAUUUCCAAAAAUUAGAGGAAAGGGGAGAAAAUGGAAAUUAAAGGUGUUUAAACAGAUAAUAAAAUAAAAUGAAUUGUU
Messenger RNA from Pantherophis guttatus, 3202 nucleotides. RefSeq names its product cereblon (gene CRBN). Gene Ontology annotation, biological process: protein ubiquitination. Lineage: Eukaryota; Metazoa; Chordata; Lepidosauria; Squamata; Colubridae. Gene Ontology annotation, cellular component: Cul4A-RING E3 ubiquitin ligase complex. The record is from RefSeq and is a predicted model, not a curated record.